AGAGCGAUGAUUGUUCGGUAACAGCCGAUGAUGCUUCUCGAGUCUCUCUCGACUAGUUCUGUAAAAGUUGGUUUCAUUGCAGCGUCGGUAAAUUACAAAUCCGAGACGUUGCGCUAGUAGUAGCCUAGUAGAACUAUAAAAAAGGUACAAUUUCAGCGUUUGUCCUACCCACCAAAUUCGCAUCUCCUACAGUCAAACAACGGUUUCUUGGUUUUGUCGGAAAAUCAAAGUUUAUCUGGAAUAGAACAAAGAACAAGAUAUGAUGAUUUGUUACUCUCCAGUCACAACAUGUUCUAGGAAUGUUAUCCAUAUCAAGAGGCAUUUGAGCACUCACCUUCGAGGAUCAUCAUAUAAACUCCGCUGUCACAGUCUUUUCUCAGGGCUUUCGAGAAAAGAUUAUGCCGGUUUUGGUGUAUCCAUCUCUAGUAGUGUGCUGGAUAAAGGACUUUGUGGGUCGGUAUUGAUCAAUCGAUCAACCGUUGGUCCUAAGGAAAAGCUUGAAGUUUCUUUCUUGUCACCUGAUGCCAAAAGGAAAUGCUCUGAGAUAAACAGCAACAUGAGAAACCUCUAUUGGUUUUCAAGAUUUGCUUAUACGGGUGUGGUUGUUAGCUUGCUUGUUUGUUAUUCUUCGGCUUCUCAAUCAGCUUAUGCAGAUGCGUCAAGGGAUAACAGUUCGUCUGAUGGUAAAUUCCACAAUGGGAAAAGAGUCUACACUGAUUACUCUAUCAUUGGUAUUCCUGGGGAUGGUAGAUGCUUGUUUCGUUCUGUAGCUCACGGGUUUUGCUUACGCUCUGGACAACGGGCUCCAGGCGAGAAGACACAAAGAGAACUCGCUGAUGAAUUACGUACAAGGGUUGCUGAUGAGUUUAUUAAAAGAAGACAGGAAACAGAAUGGUUUGUGGAAGGAGAUUUCGACACAUACGUCAGACAAAUGCGGAAGCCACAGGUGUGGGGAGGUGAACCAGAACUCUUCAUGGCUUCACACGUUCUUCAGAUGCCAAUCACAGUGUAUAUGAAGGACGAGAAAGCUGGAGGAUUGAUAUGCAUUGCAGAAUAUGGUCAAGAAUACGGUAAAGACGAUCCAAUCCGAGUCCUUUACCAUGGUUUCGGUCAUUACGAUGCUCUACUGAUUCACGAGGAGACAUUGGAGCUAAGGAAAGUGACAAAAAAGUCGGACUAGUAGAGCUAACAGCCACCCACCCUUGAGAUAGUUGGAAGUCGUAAGUGACAGUCUCCAGACCAUAAUAAUUAAUAAGCAUCAUUUUUUUUUAUCUAUUAGAUGAUCUAAGUUUAAUCAUGAUAUAUGAAAUUAUGAAUGACAAAAGAGUUAAAGAUUUAAUUUUAAUAUAUAUCUCAAA
Molecule: messenger RNA, 1358 nt
Organism: Camelina sativa (false flax)
Lineage: Eukaryota; Viridiplantae; Streptophyta; Magnoliopsida; Brassicales; Brassicaceae
Product: OVARIAN TUMOR DOMAIN-containing deubiquitinating enzyme 4
Biological process (GO): protein deubiquitination; endoplasmic reticulum unfolded protein response; ERAD pathway
Cellular component (GO): cytosol; nucleus
Molecular function (GO): cysteine-type deubiquitinase activity
Source: RefSeq, a predicted model, not a curated record